AUGAAGUAUGCUACAACUGAGAAGGAGCUGCCAGCCAUUGUCUAUGCCUUUGAGAAGUUCAGAAGCUACUUGGUUGGGUUAAAAGUCAUAGUCUACACUGAUCAUGCUGCGUUGAGACAUCUCAUGGCCAAGAAGGAUGCUAAGCCAAGACUGUUGAGGUGGAUCUUGCUGCUACAAGAGUUUGACCUUGAGAUCAGAGACAAGCCAGGAGUCGAGAAUGAUGUAGCUGAUCACUUGUCUAGACUGAAGAUUGAUAGUGGGAUCCCUAUUGAUGAAGGGCUUCCAGAGGAACAGAUCAUGGCAAUUGGAGCAGUGGUAGCGGUUUGUGAAACUGGAAAGAAGCUUGAAGAGGUGAAGGCAACUGAAGAGAAAGGUCCUUGGUAUGCUGAUCUGGUGAACUACUUAGCUUGUGGAAGAGAGCCAAUGGGUCUUGACGGAUAUGCCAAGAAGAAGUUCUUCAAAGAUGUGAAGAGAUACUAUUGGGAUGAGCCUUACCUCUACAUCCUUUGUAGAGAUCAACUCUAUAGAAGAGUAGUAGCUGAAGAAGAAGUCAAAGGGAUUCUCACACACUGUCAUGGAUCAUCUUAUGAAGGUCAUUUCGCUACUUUCAAGACUGUCUCAAAGGUGUUACAAGCUGGGUUUUGGUGGCCUCAUAUGUUCAAGGACACUCAAGACUUUGUCUCUAGGUUUGGAGUUCCAAGAGUUGUCAUCAGUGAUGGAGGCUCCUACUUCAUCAACAAACUGAUUGAAAGGCUUCUCAAGAAGAAUGGGGUGAAGCAUAAGGUUGCAACUCCCUACCAUCCUCAGACAAGUGGUCAAGUUGAGAUCUCCAACAGAGAAAUAAAGUUUAUUUUGGAGAAAAUUGUGGGGACUACAAGGAAAGACUGGUCUAUCAAGCUAGAUGAUGCAAUUUGGGCUUAUAGGACAGCUUACAAAACCCCUUUAGGAACCACACCUUUCAACCUUGUGUAUGGAAAGGCUUGUCAUCUACCAGUUGAACUUGAAUACAAGGCAUUAUGGGCUGUUAAGUUACUGAACUUUGAUAUCAAGAGUGCCAAGGAGAAGAGAUUUCUCCAACUCAAUGAGCUUGAUGAGAUUAGACUGGAUGCUUUUGAGAACUCAAAGAUUUACAAGGAGAAAACCAAAGCUUUUCAUGACAAGAAGAUCUUGAAGAGAGAGUUCAGUGCUGGAGAUCAAGUGCUUCUCUACAACUCUAGACUGAAGUUGUUUCCAGGGAAACUCAAAUCAAGAUGGUCCGGUCCUUUCAAGAUCAAGGAGGUUAGGCCAUCUGGGGCAAUUGUGUUAUGGGAUAAGAAUGGUGGAGAUUUUACAGUCAAUGGACAAAAGCUUAAGCUCUCCAUGGGGACCACAAUAGAGGAGAAAAGAAUCUCAGUUUCACUCUUCGACCCCAUCACCGCCUAG
Brassica oleracea var. oleracea is the source of this 1422-nucleotide messenger RNA. RefSeq lists its product as uncharacterized. The transcript has 2 exons. The record is from RefSeq and is a predicted model, not a curated record. The coding region runs from base 1 to 1422 and encodes 473 amino acids. Lineage: Eukaryota; Viridiplantae; Streptophyta; Magnoliopsida; Brassicales; Brassicaceae. Gene Ontology annotation, biological process: DNA integration. Gene Ontology annotation, molecular function: nucleic acid binding.